Molecule: messenger RNA, 3087 nt
Organism: Peromyscus californicus insignis
Lineage: Eukaryota; Metazoa; Chordata; Mammalia; Rodentia; Cricetidae
Gene: Zbtb7c
Product: zinc finger and BTB domain containing 7C
Exons: 5
Coding region: 511-2367 (618 amino acids)
Biological process (GO): regulation of transcription by RNA polymerase II
Molecular function (GO): RNA polymerase II cis-regulatory region sequence-specific DNA binding; protein binding; DNA-binding transcription factor activity, RNA polymerase II-specific
Source: RefSeq, a predicted model, not a curated record
AGGGCGGAGGCGCGGCCCCGGGAGGGAGGAGCUGCCCGCGCGCCCGCCGCUCGGCUGCACACCCGCUGGAGCAGCCCCGCCACGAGACUCUGACAGCGGCGCGGCCCGCGCGGCUCGGGAGCGCAGGGACCGACGGACAGCGGCGGAAAAGGAGGACGCGAGCGCUGCGGCCGGGAGCCAAGUGCGGGAGGCGCGCGGGGUCGGCGGCGCGCAGAGAUCCCCCCUGAAGAAGCUGGGAGCUCGAAUCUUCCCAUCCCUGAGGACUAGGCCAGCCAGAAGAGGAGGAGAGAAUGGCUUGGGGCUUACCCAGGGCUGAGCAGUGAGUCGCAGCUUCUUGGACCUGGAGCUCCGACUGGGAGGCUAUACCGUUGGAGUGACUCAAGAGGAAUUGAUGCUCUGGCCCCCAGCGACAUGUACAUGGUGUAAUGACAGGAAAUGAGCUGGUUUGCAGAAAAACCGGUGGCCUGAGAUUGAAGCCUAAGGAGUCGGUGCCUGGCUCUGGCUGAGAACAUGGCCAAUGACAUUGAUGAGCUUAUUGGCAUCCCUUUCCCCAACCACAGCAGCGAGGUGCUGUGCAGCCUCAAUGAGCAGCGGCAUGCAGGGCUGCUGUGCGAUGUGCUGCUGGUGGUUCAGGAGCAGGAGUACAGAACGCACCGCUCGGUGCUGGCUGCCUGCAGCAAGUAUUUCAAGAAACUCUUCACAGCCGGAAGCCUGGCCAGCCAGCCCUAUGUCUAUGAGAUUGACUUUGUCCAGCCUGAGGCUCUGGCCGCCAUCCUGGAGUUUGCCUACACCUCCACACUCACCAUCACCGCCUCCAACGUCAAGCACAUCCUCAACGCUGCCAGGAUGCUGGAGAUCCAGUGCAUCGUGAAUGUGUGCCUGGAGAUCAUGGAGCCUGGCGGCAACGGUGGUGAGGAGGAUGACAAGGAGGAGGAUGACGAUGAUGAAGAUGACGAUGAGGAGGAGGAUGAAGAAGAGGAAGAAGAGGAGGAAGAGGAGGAGGAUGACACAGAGGACUUUGCUGACCAGGAAAACUUGCCUGACCCCCAGGACAUCAACUGCCCCCAAAGCCCCUCCGAGACGGACCAUCUCACAGAGAAGGCCUACUCAGACACACCCAGGGACUUCCCCGACUCCUUCCAGCCAGGCAGCCCUGGCCAUCUGGGAGUGAUUCGGGACUUCUCCAUUGAAUCUCUGCUGAGGGAGAACUUGUACCCCAAAGCCAACAUGCCUGACAGAAAACCCUCCUUAUCUCCAUUUGCCCCAGAAUUCUUCCCACACCUCUGGCCAGGGGACUUUGGUGCCUUUGCCCAGCUGCCUGAGCAGCCCAUGGACAGUGGGCCACUGGAUCUAGUCAUCAAGAACCGCAAAAUCAAGGAGGAGGAGAAGGAGGAACUAGCCCCACCACCACCCCCUCCCUUCCCUAGUGACUUCUUCAAGGACAUGUUUCCCGACCUGCCUGGUGGGCCACUGGGCCCCAUCAAGGCAGAGAAUGACUAUGGUGCCUAUCUCAACUUCCUGAGUGCCACCCACCUGGGGAGCCUCUUCCCACCCUGGCCGCUGGUGGAGGAGCGCAAGCUGAAGCCCAAGGCCUCCCAGCAGUGCCCCAUCUGCCACAAGGUCAUCAUGGGGGCUGGGAAGCUGCCUCGGCACAUGAGGACCCACACCGGGGAGAAGCCGUACAUGUGCAGCAUCUGCGAGGUCCGCUUUACCAGGCAGGACAAGUUGAAGAUCCACAUGCGGAAGCACACGGGGGAGCGGCCCUAUCUGUGCAUUCACUGCAACGCCAAGUUCGUGCACAACUACGACCUCAAGAACCACAUGCGCAUCCACACGGGCGUGCGGCCCUACCAGUGCGAGUUCUGCUACAAGAGUUUCACGCGCUCCGACCACCUACACCGCCAUAUCAAGCGACAGAGCUGUCGCAUGGCACGGCCCCGGCGCGGCCGCAAGCCCGCCGCCUGGAGGGCCGCCAGCCUGCUCUUCGGGCCGGGUGGCCCCACGCCCGACAAGGCGGCCUUCGUGAUGCCACCCACGCUGGGUGACGUGGGGGGCCACCUGGGCGGCACGGCGGUGUGCCUCCCGGGCCCCAGCCCUGCCAAGCACUUCCUAACGGCACCCAAGGGCACCCUGAGCCUGCAGGAGCUGGAGCGGCAGUUCGAGGAGACGCAGAUGAAGCUGUUCGGACGUGCGCAGCUCGAGGCCGAGAGGAACGCAGGCGGCCUCCUGGCCCUGGCACUGGCCGAGAACGUGGCCGCCACGCGGCCCUACUUCCCGCUCCCCGACCCCUGGGCAGCCGGCCUGGCCAGCCUCCCUGGGCUCACUGGCCUCAACCAUGUGGCCUCCAUGUCUGAAGCCAACAACUAGGCUGGCCCUGGUCCACCCCACUCCAAGACCCUGACUCAAGUCCCUCUUAGGCCCGACCCGCCCCACCCAGUGGAUCUGAACUUUCUAGUUGGCAAACACAAUGGAAAAAGGAGAAAAUACAUGUUAGCUGCGCUGCUCUUUUCCCGGCCUUUGCAGGCAGCACCUCCCUUUUGCUGGAGUCUGAGAUGAGCAUCUCUUCCCUAAGGGUUGGGAGCCCCCGCCUCUCCCUGGCUGUCUCUGAUUCACAUAGAAACACACAGGGUGCCAUGUCUCAGAAGGCCCCCUGCGCUAGUGCCAGGAGCACUUUGCAGUGGUAUGGGGGAGGGGAGCAGUGAAGAGGGAGCACUCUGCCGGAAGGCAUGCCAGGAGGAGCCAGCAGGAGGACUGUGUCCUGGCCAGGCACCUUGGUUGAGCCAUACUGCCCUAUGGGGGAGUCCCUUCCAACACUGCUUUAGUCAGGAGUCAGGUUUCAGUUUAGAAGUCCCAGAUUCAAUUGAGCAAUGCUUCCCAGCCAUGGGGAAAGACCAUCCCACUGGGCAGACAGGCCUCCAGGAGCUAGAAGCUGGCAUGGAGAGAGCCCAUUUUAAAUGGGCUUGUCCUGUGACCUUGGGCAGGUCAACCCUCUGUGCUUCAGAGUCACCCUGCUGUGAAAGGGGGUGGUAACAUUCCCCUCCCCCUCUUCCAUACACAUUCACACCUGUUCCUAAAAAAAAAAAGAAA